Pogonomyrmex barbatus (red harvester ant) is the source of this 3769-nucleotide messenger RNA. RefSeq lists its product as uncharacterized. The record is from RefSeq and is a predicted model, not a curated record. Lineage: Eukaryota; Metazoa; Arthropoda; Insecta; Hymenoptera; Formicidae.
UAUGUCUCAACCAGAAUUAAUUAGCGAUCUGGACGUACCUGAAAAUCCACAGCAUCCCUGUCAGUGUUCCGCGAUCAACAAUAUGGACCCUAUGAGAACACCGAGAGAUAGAAUAGAAAGGAAUGUGAAUAAUACCAGAAUUUCCAAUAAUCAAGAUCUUUCGCGAAAUCUAGAGACCUUACAAAGCGUUUUCGAGCCGGUACGAAGGUUGGAAAGUCCCCCCCAAGAUAAAUCGCAGAUCAAUUUGGAUAAUACCAGAAAUGCUGAUCUUUUGGAACAUCAAGCAAAUAUAUCAUCUAAUUCAAGAUCGAUGAACAAUCAGAAUUCGAUGUUAUCUCUUCAUGGACAUAAUCUUUCGUGCAGUCCUCGUAACUUGGAUUUGUCACGAAAUCUGGCUUUUGAGGCGGCUCGAAGAGUUCAAGAAACUUCGAAUCUGCAAGACAACCAACACAGUUUAACUUCGAGUCCCAGUCCCUUGCUCGAAACAGGGCCGAACUUGUUGGAAACACCUAACAAAGAAUUGGACAAGCAGCUGGAAGAUCAUACCAGCUUGUCAUUGCAGAAGCAAAGUUCCAGCAAAGAGAAGCUAAAAAACGUGCAGCAGGUGUUGAAUCCUUAUCAGCAUCAUCACGAAUCCACGGCGGUAGAGCGUAGUGUUCAUGGACAUUUUCACGGCGAUAUACACAAUCACAUUCACAAGCAUGCUGACAAUUUUAGAAACAACACAAAUUUAGAUGGCGAAAGCUUGAUGGGCUUUCAGCAACAUCAGCGGCAGCAUACGCAUCAUCAUCACAACAACGCAAAAACAAAUGUUUCGCACCAUCAUGGAUCUGGCACACAUCACACGCACACGCAAGGGAUGACCGGACAUCAUCACGGAAGUCUAGCAACUAGUCUUACUAGCCAUGUUCAUGGAAAUUCUGCUCCCUUGAGCGGAUCAAGCGGCUCUAGUUCCAUGAAUCAAACUAACUCUGCAGCUUCUAUUGGACACCAUCAUCCAACUGCGAUGCCUAUCGCGACCACAAUAAAUCAUUUGAACUCUCCUCACAGUCAUCAUCGAUUGAAUGCCGGCUCUAGCUUGGCUCAUCAUUCGAAUCCUGUUUUUCCCAGUGAUCAUCAUAGUACUUCGGGUGCUCUGAGCGGCGCGUCGUCGAAUUCGAGCAUGAUGAACCACGGCGGAUCACCCACAGUGCAUCGGCACGUGGUGAAUGUUAACAGUAGUUUAUCGACGACACCAUUGGGUGGUCAUCAUCAUGGCAGCUCGUCAGGUAGUCUAACCGGUCAUUCCAGCGUGAACCAUCAUCACGUCAGCUCCGGUAUAUCGUGCGAGUCCUCAUCGUCGAACGCAAAUACUAGGACGCACAGCAGAUUGGAUCACGUUCAUGAUCAUCAUCAUCACUUACAAACGGUGCAUCCGUUGCACGCGAGUCAUCCCGAUACCAGACCGAGAGAUCGGGCGCCCUCGAGCCUGGAUCAUCACGGACACCUUCACGGUCACGUGCAUAAUCACUUGCAGAAUGACACUAAAAACGUGUCUCUCAUGGGCGUCGAUGCCAUUCAGGUUUCGGCCCCAACAAAGAAUAAAUGUCAAUGUCACGUAAUGCAACAAUCCGGAGGAAACAACGGAGGAACCGAAGGCGAAAGUGAUGGAGGCGCCGAAGUGGCAUCAAGAACACAUCAACCCCCUGCUCUCCCGCCACGUCCACCACCGAGACCAACAAGACGUUACGAGACGACUACUUCUAAUCAAUGUCACACCGGCGAAGGUGGCUGCUGCAAGAAGUACGUUGUCCUCUGCUACCUCUGCGGUGGACUGAGCGCGGCAGUCGGCAGCCUCUUUUUGGCGGUGCACGCGAUCCUUUCGGCCCACACGGACAGUCUAGCGCUCUUCGAGACCGUGCCGUCUUACAUUCCUGGCGUUAUGUUGAUCCUGAUGGGUUUCUUCACAAUGCUGUUAGCUAGACGAAAGCACAGAUACGGACUUCUGAUGAAAGUCUGCGGUUCCGUGGGAGUGGUGUGCGCGCUGGUGUGCGUGCUCGUCACCGUCACGACCACGGUAAUUCACAUGUCCCGAUUGCAGAACCUUCGCGAGUGCGUUUACACUGCGCGCGCGAGAUCGUGCACGUGUUACGGUGCACCACAAUCGAAGGGAGAUCCCGGUGUGCUUUUCGAGGGAACACCUCACUGCGAGGCGGUGCACGGUGCAUUAUCGGACUGCCUGCGGGCUCUUUUCGGCGUCUCGGUGGCCGGUAUACUGGCCUGCAUAUUCUCGUGCAUGCUCGUGUAUCAAUUGUUGAGCCACGAGAAGAAGAAGAUGUACUGGGAGCAAUUGGAGCUGAGAUGCAGAUCAUUGUACGGUCAAGGCGGUACCGUGGGACCAACGGCUGGAUCCUGCGGAUGCUGCAACGAUUGCGGAAGUACGAAUCCGUGGUGGGCCCAAACACCAGGAAAUCUGUACACGCCGAAUCCUGAUAUGGCGCCAUCCAGGAGAUGGCGAUUACCAUGGUCCAGAUCAAGAGGUCCAGCGCCGAGCCCAGAUUCGAAUUAUGGCUUUCAUACGCAAACACGUCCAACGGAGACCAAUGCAGAGAGCGGAACUGGCCCUUAUAGUGUCUUUAACUCGCAAUCGAGUGGUCCUUAUUCAGUUUUAAAUGCUCCAAAUGCCCCAUACACUCCCAGCACUGCAUCAUACAGUGUUUUAGAAACUCCAGUGCCAUUGUGGGGACCGCCACCACCAUACAGCGAUCCUAAUAGUCCUGCCAGACGACCACAAAUGGCCGAAUCGAGAGCCAGAAUUGCCAAGAGGAUGGACAAUUUUGAAAACAACGAAGAUCAUAGAUCGAGAUCUGCAAAGCGUCCUUCCGAUAAUUAUGAGAAUGCCGAGGAGAUUUCUAAUAGCACGGAUCCUGAGGGCGGGAACGAAGGAACUAUCAAAGGUAGGAGAGCAAGAAAGCCUUUGAAAGGUGUGGAAAAUGGGGCAUUUCAACAAGAAACGAAUCCCGGGCCAAAACAAUCCGAGAGUGAAUUAUAUUUCGGUGACGUGUCUUCGUGUUGCGGACCCGAGAGUAGUUUUUACGAUCUGGCUGUGGAAAAAGAAGGUGCAGAACAUCCGGAAGGUGUAGAUUAUCUGGCAACUAGACUAGGCAAGCGUCAACUAUCGAAGAGGUCCCGAUUACCUCUUCCCUUGCCUUCGGAUAACAGCGACAUUCCCUGUGACAAUUACGCGAAUAGCGAUGAACCGAGAAACGCGAGAGGUCCAUUCCUUGCUCCCGAUGCACAAUACGAGGUAAUUCAACAAGGUCGUUACUCCUAUUACGGAUCAAAGGAAGACGAGGAACUGCAAGAAGGUCCAACGAGUUCCAAUUAUUUUCGAGAAGAUGAAAAUGAAAGGGGACGUGAGAGGGAUUACAGAGAUUAUAGAAACAGCCAAGAAGAAGAAACGCCGCAGUGUUGUUUGAGCGAUUCUACGACUUUGGAUUCUGGUUGGCAAAGCGGAGAACAACAGCAAUCGGAUGAUAAUGUUCGGCCAGUGAAUGUGUGAUCUUAGGUCCUUAAAAUUCUUAGCGAAAAAGGUGACAAACAAUCACCGAUUUCUUGUGAAUAGGUAUUACUAGAAAGCUAUUAAGUCGAAAUAGCGAAGAAAAUGCGACAAUAGUUUCUGAUCUGUGAAUAAUUUAGAUCACUCGUAGGUUCUUAAGCAAACCUGUUCUUAAGCAAACAAGAGAAUAAUUUAAAUUGCUGCGAAUCUAAUCGAAAUAGAGAGGAGGAA